Messenger RNA from Paramecium sonneborni, 401 nucleotides. The record is from the annotation of a GenBank genome assembly. Lineage: Eukaryota; Ciliophora; Oligohymenophorea; Peniculida; Parameciidae.
UGAUGCAUGGAUAGGGAAUUUUAGAAGAUUUUUUAAAUAAAACUAAAUAUAUAGGGUAAUUUAAGGAUGGAUAAAAAGAUGGAGAAGGAAUCUUUAAAAUAUCAGAUUAACAAGAGUAUUUAUAAUUAAUAAAUAGGAUUGAAGGUACAUUCAGGAAUGAUUAACCAUCUGGAAAAUGUAAAGAAAGGAUUUGUUAAGUUGUUGUUGAAAAUCUUAAAAAGAAUCUAAUAGAGACAUUAGAAGAAGGAGAAUACAAUAAUGGAAUUAAAACAGGAGUUUUUAGUUCAAUUACCACUUCUAAUGAUUUAAUAAUUUAGUAAUACACUAUUUCAUUAUAAUAAAGGAAAACCAAAUAUUAUGAAAAUGGUCAAUUAAUAUAUGAAGAGGAGGAUGAUUCAUGA